AUGGAUCAGCUUCAUUUUUACAAGCUCUUAUUUUCGCUGCUUCUUUUGUGUUCUCUUCCAGUUAUCAUGUGCAGGGAACUGAAGAGUAAUCCCAAGCCGAAAUCUAGUCCCCUUUUUGAGAGGAUGAAAUUAGAGGGAAGAAGCAACACAAAUUGCUGGAAUUCACUGUUUGAGCUCCAAUCUUGCACCGGCGAAAUCGUUCUGUUUUUCCUCAAUGGAGAGACAUACCUUGGUCCCGGCUGCUGCAAUGCAAUAAGGACUAUUCAGCAUCAGUGUUGGCCUUCCAUGCUUGGUUCUGUUGGGAUUGAUCAGGAAGAGAGUGAUGUUCUUUUGGGCUACUGUGAUGCAACCGAUGGCGAUGAGUCCGGGGACUCGGGUUCUCCUCCUCUGCCGCAGUCUCCUCCACAAAUCCCAACUCCCAUCGCUAACACCACCUCAUUCCACGUUGUCAAUCCCUGA
Molecule: messenger RNA, 459 nt
Organism: Oldenlandia corymbosa var. corymbosa
Lineage: Eukaryota; Viridiplantae; Streptophyta; Magnoliopsida; Gentianales; Rubiaceae
Source: the annotation of a GenBank genome assembly